AUGUCGUCGGCAGCACACGAGUAUCCGGAGCUCGAGAACAUUCCACCCGCACCGCCACGCUCUUCAAUGUCUUCGUCCGCAGCUUCUCGACGGUCGCAUCUGGUCCCGCAGUGGGCAGCUGCCGUCUUCUCAACAUUCCCUCUGCAUACCUAUCCAGCGGCAAAAGCACACUCGCCAACCACACCCGCACCACCCUCCAAGCCAACCCUCUACGUCGCACCACACUUGAAGCGAGACGGCACAUUGUCUGCGGUGCAUGCGGAUGACGAUGAGCACGAUACCAACUCGGAUGCCGAAGAUCACCGGUGGGGCGCUUGGUACGAGAAGGAGCAACGGCUGAAACGACAGCCAUCAGGAUGGUCCAGCAGCGACCCCAUCGCCCUUCGAUGGCAGAUGGAGCUACUGUUCCGCUAUGUCGACUUUGACGUGCGCUUCAUCGACCCUUCGCAUAACUGGGGCCCGGCCAAGUCGAUGCCAUUUGUUCAUCUGCCACCUCAUUUUCGUCACAAAGCUGCCUCAUCCUUGCUGCCCGCUACCGAAAUCCCGCAUCUGAUGGACAACUACUACCCGGCUUCUCGACCGGAGCUUGAGAAGAAGGGCGAUUCGUCGUGGCCGGACCAAGCAACCAAACUCGAAGCUCGGACCUGGGAGAAUCUGCUCAAAGGUCGCAUCAUGGCUGGCGUCUUGCUCGCUGUUCUGCUUUCUCCUCAGUCGGCUGUCUACUCCAAGACGGAUUCGCAACCAUACCUCUCAUCGCUCCUAUCCGCGCAACUUCAGAACUCUUUCUUCGAUCAGCAAUUGCGGCGCAUCUCGGCACUCAAUCCGUCGGCCUCCUCCGCAUCCUCCUCCUCUUCUUCGUCAGGCAGUGCAACAUCCUCGGCUCAGCCGACCACGAGUCUUCCAGGGUGGGAAGUGGGUUUCCUCGGUUGGAUUGGCGCCACGACAGCGUCGGCUACUUCCGCUCUCUCCACCGCAGACCUCGAUUCGCGCGGAGGAGGCGACACUCCUGGCGCUGCUCUCGCCAGUCCAUCCGUCAACCAGGACAUAGUCAUUGCAGAUGCUGUUGCUGGUCUGUAUGCGCUCGCUGCUCGAACCAAAGCGCAGCUGACGGAGCAAUCGACAGAGAACCAAUUCCUCUUGGGCGCCAGCAAACCAACCUCCCUGGACGCUUUGGCAUUCAGCGUCAUUCAUACCGUAUUGACACUGGCAGCCACACCUCAGUCACAGGGCAGCAAGGUGAAUGAGCCGCUAACCAGGCUCAAACAGGUGCUCGACGAGAGCUCCUGGCUCGUUCAGUGGUCACGCAGCAUGUGGAAGGCGUACGUCAGGCAUCUCGAUCGAGCCUGA
Molecule: messenger RNA, 1347 nt
Organism: Kalmanozyma brasiliensis GHG001
Lineage: Eukaryota; Fungi; Basidiomycota; Ustilaginomycetes; Ustilaginales
Exons: 1
Coding region: 1-1347 (448 amino acids)
Source: RefSeq, a predicted model, not a curated record